AUCCACCAAACGUUGGCGGGUUUUGAAACGAGUGGGCGGAGCGCAAAGCUCGGUGGCUUAGCUUCCGGGUUUGGUAGCGGUUGCCAGGGGAGGCCUGGCCCGCUGCAUAGCAACGGAAAGCGGAGGGACGCUGUUGUGACACACAAAUAUGAAACCGGCUGGUGGCUUCGGCAGCUCAGUCUGAGGUAUGUAAGCUGGCCUGCCACUACUUACCCUGCAGUAUCUACCUUCAAAAUAUAGUUUACACUGCAUUGUGCAAUAUAACAGACUUAAGUGUAAAGUAACCACUUGGAGCUGACGAGGAAUCGCCAUGGCAGAUCCUGGCGAAAGCAAGAAAGAUGAGGCGGACUACAAGAGGAUGCACAGCUUUCCUUUAAUUCGGCACACAGAUAUGCCAGAAGAAAUGCGUGUAGAAACAAUGGAGCUAUGCGUUACAGCCUGUGAAAAAUUUGCAAGUAAUAAUGAGAGUGCAGCAAAGAUGAUAAAAGAGACAAUGGACAAGAAGUUUGGCUCUUCCUGGCACGUGGUUAUCGGAGAGGGGUUUGGAUUUGAGAUAACACAUGAAGUCAAGAACCUCCUUUACAUGUUCUUUGGAGGCAGCUUGGCAAUCUGUGUGUGGAAAUGUUCAUGAUGGACCCUUAUAUAGGACAACAAUUUCAAUGCCUCAGUUUCUCUCCUUCUACUCAGGAUGUGCUGCUGCAAGGCCUUGCUCAGGAAAGAGUCAUUGGCUGGGCUCUACAUGAAAAAAUCUUACUGUCUUUUUGGGCUUUAUGAGGGGACCACAUUAAAUACUUUUUGGGAAAGAGUAGCAAGCAACAGGUCACUCUGGCAAUGACCUUACUACUCCUACUAUAAAAGUUAAAGUUGUUGGUCUUUGAGUAAUAUAUAAGCCUUUGCAAUAUAUUGUUAGCUAAAGUUUGCAAGCAAUCAAACAUGCCAAACUGGCCAAAAUCCAGCCGUUAAUUCCCUUUUCCUAUCCUUCACCCUCAGAGGCUUUUUUAGUCCUGUAUAAAUUUAUGCACAGGGUUUUACCGUCCUAUUGGCACUGCAACUCUGGUCUCCCAAAUAGCAUUUAUUUCAUAUAAACUAGUUUGCUAUCUCUGGUUUCAUUUUUCCUGUCAUUUCCUUGGCACUGAGUUCCCCAGUUCCGUUAUAAUAGUUCUUUUUGUUUAGAAGUUAAGAACUCCUUUUACACUCAUCCGUGUCACUUUUUUAUAGUAUAUUUAAAUAUUUAAACCAUUUCUUUUGUUUUAUUCUGUACUAAAUUUUCUAAUUUGCUCCUUCUUACCCAGUCUGAUUGUUCUCUUCCUUUUGAUAAACCGUUUUCUAUUGCUCACUUUCUGCUCAUCAUUCUGACGUAGUUCUACAUCAUAGUUUUUCCACAAGCCAUAAAUAAUAGAUCAGGAGUUUUAGGAAACCACAGAGAAGCCUGCCAACAACCAGCCCUUAAUUUUUCUUGUUCAGUGGUGGAAACGUGAAGCCAUGUUUCUUGGAAGGUUUUUAUACUCUGUUGGAACAUUAAGGAAGCUGUUUUUUAUGUUAACUCUGGUUAUAAAAUGGUUUGCUCUAAUUGUCAUUAAUAAAAUUCCUUGGAUUUUUAAAAAAAAAAAA
Messenger RNA from Xenopus tropicalis (tropical clawed frog), 1611 nucleotides. It is a transcript of the gene dnal4, whose product is annotated as dynein axonemal light chain 4. Gene Ontology annotation, biological process: microtubule-based process. Gene Ontology annotation, cellular component: cytoskeleton; dynein complex. The record is from RefSeq and is marked provisional. Lineage: Eukaryota; Metazoa; Chordata; Amphibia; Anura; Pipidae.